GCUGGGUGGAAAGAGUUGUCUCUUCCUCUCCACGCGGUGGACGCGACUAGUCGGUCUGUACCGUUUGUGUCGAGUGAUGCCGGGGAAACUCCGUAGUGUCGCGGAUUUGGAAUCAGGCCUGGCCAUGGGAAAAGUGGAGAAGCCACGAAAGCAAACUGAGAAGAGAGGUAGAAAAGAGAAGCCAAAAUCUAAGAAUGAAGAGGCAGCAGACAAAAAAGAAGAAACUAUUUCCCCCAAAGCUAAAAAAGUUAAAAAGAAAGCAGAGCCUUCUGAGGUUGACAUGAGUUCCCUUAAGCCCCAAAAGGCAGUGAAGAAAGAGGAGCCUUCUCAAGAAGAUGUUAUUUCUCCUAAAACCAAAAGUGUGAAAAAGAAAAAGGAGACCCUUGAAAAGAAUGUUGUUUCUCCUAAAACCAAAAAGGUGAAAAAUGAGAUUGCUGAAGAAGAAAUAGGUUCUCCUAAACCCAAGAAGAUGAAGAAAGAAAAGGAAAUAAACGGAGAAGUUGGGGAGAAAAAUCCCAAAGUGAAGAAUGGAGAAAUUGGGGAGAAAAAUCUCAAAUUAAAGAAUGGAUUCUCUCAUUCUGAACCUGACACAAACGCCAGUGAAGAAAGUAACAGUGAGUUAGAGCAGGAAGUACCUCUGGAACAAAAAGAAGGAGCAUUUUCUAAUUUUCCCAUAUCUGAAGAGACUAUUAAACUUCUCAAAGUCCGUGGAGUGACCUACCUGUUUCCUAUACAAGCAAAGACAUUUCACCAUGUCUACAGUGGGAAGGACUUAAUUGCACAGGCACGGACAGGAACUGGGAAGACAUUCUCCUUUGCCAUCCCUUUGAUUGAGAAACUUCUAGGAGAAGUACAAGACCGGAAGAGAGGCCGUGCCCCUCAGGUACUGGUUCUUGCACCCACAAGGGAGUUGGCGAAUCAAGUAAGCAGAGACUUCAGUGACAUCACAAAGAAGUUGGCAGUGGCUUGUUUUUAUGGUGGAACUCCCUAUGGAGGUCAAAUUGAGCGUAUGCGGAAUGGGAUUGAUAUCCUGGUUGGGACACCAGGUCGUAUCAAAGACCACCUGCAGAAUGGCAAGCUAGAUCUCACCAAACUUAAGCAUGUUGUCUUGGAUGAAGUUGACCAGAUGUUGGAUAUGGGGUUUGCUGAUCAAGUGGAAGAGAUUUUAUGUGUGGCAUAUAAAAAAGAUUCAGAAGACAAUCCCCAAACCCUGCUUUUUUCUGCCACUUGCCCUCAUUGGGUAUAUAAUGUUGCUAAGAAAUACAUGAAAUCUACAUAUGAACAGGUGGACCUGAUUGGUAAAAAGACUCAGAAAGCAGCAAUAACUGUGGAGCAUCUGGCUAUCAAGUGCCACUGGACUCAAAGGGCAGCAGUUAUUGGGGACGUGAUCCGAGUAUACAGUGGUUUUAAUGGACGCACUAUCGUCUUCAGUGAAACCAAAAAGGAAGCCCAGGAAUUGUCGCAGAAUACAUCCAUAAAGCAGGAUGCCCAGUCAUUACAUGGAGACAUUCCACAGAAGCAAAGAGAAAUCACCCUGAAAGGAUUUAGAAAUGGUGAUUUUGGAGUUUUGGUUGCAACCAAUGUUGCUGCACGUGGAUUAGAUAUCCCUGAGGUUGACCUGGUUAUUCAGAGUUCUCCACCAAAGGAUGUGGAGUCUUAUAUCCAUCGUUCUGGGCGAACAGGGAGAGCUGGAAGGACAGGUGUUUGCAUCUGUUUUUAUCAGAACAAAGAAGAAUAUCAAUUAACACAAGUGGAACAAAAAGCGGGAAUUAAAUUUAAACGAAUAGGUGUUCCUUCUGCUACAGAGAUAAUAAAAGCUUCUAGCAAAGAUGCCAUCAGGCUUUUGGAUUCUGUGCCUCCUACUGCAAUUAGUCACUUCAAGCAGUCUGCCGAGAAGCUGAUAGAGGAGAAGGGAGCCGUGGAAGCGUUGGCAGCGGCUCUGGCGCAUAUUUCAGGCGCCACAUCCGUAGACCAGCGCUCCCUGAUCAACUCAGAGGCGGGCUUUGUGACCAUGGUUUUGCGGUGUUCGAUUGAAAUGCCAAACAUUAGUUAUGCAUGGAAAGAGCUUAAAGAGCAGUUGGGUGAGGAUAUUGAUUCCAAAGUGAAAGGAAUGGUCUUUCUCAAAGGAAAGCAGGGUGUUUGUUUUGAUGUCCCUACUGCAACAGCAACACAAGUACAGGAAAAAUGGCAUGAUUCACGGCGCUGGCAGCUCUCUGUGGCUACGGAACAGCCAGAGCUGGAAGGACCACGGGAAGGAUAUCGAGGCUUUAGGGGACAGCGGGAUGGCAACCGAGGCUUCAGAGGACGCGACGGAAACAGGAACCGAGGCUUCAGAGGACAGCGGUCAGGAGGUGGCAAUAGAAACAAUAGAUUUCAAAACAAAGGCCAGAAGAGGAGUUUUAAUAAAGCAUUCGGUUAGUAAUUUGAAAUAGAAUUUAUAUUUUUUCAUACAAAGGUUAAAAAAAAAAAGACAUUGUGUUUCUUCCUAACCACUUCCCCCAUCUCUUCCAAAAAAGACAAUUUCAUCUCAUCAUUCUUUAUCACUUGGAACGCUAAUGCUACAUCUACAUCAGGAAUCCCUUUGACACAGGGGUAUAUGAAUUCGUUACAUUUUUAUGCUAAUGUAUUAUCUAAAUUACAAGAUAAAAAUCAAGCACGAAUCUGCCUGUACUUUGUAUCUUGAUUUGUCUUCAUACUUAAGAGUCUCUCAAUAGUGUCUUCCCCUGAAUACCUGUGGGGAAUACAACAGCCUCUGGAGAAACACUGAGCGAUCAAGACUUUGUUCUUUAAUUGGCAUUCCUUGGCCACCUGCCUAACAACCACUCAUAUGGUCCUAAGUUGUCUGAAAAUUACCACUGAGCAAUGUUUUGAAACAAGAUUUCAAACUCAACUGAGAUGUAAUGCAGUUUAUGCCAGCAUACAUCUACUAGGAGGAUGGUGAUAUAUUUGAUUGAUGUGUUAUAGGUUAGCCAUUUUAAGAUAUUUUUAGUUUCUCAUAAGGUGAGUCAGGCUUCAUUGAAUUCACAGAUUUUACAUAUGAGUAUAUAUACCUAUAUAUAUGCAUACACACGUGUUUUAAUAGAAAGCAAGCAUCUGUUAGGAAUUGCGGAACUAUAAAAUGCCCAAGUAAGAAGACUGGGUAAGUGAUGCUUAGUAAAAAGGUACUCCAAUUCCUGUUGGGAGAUUAACGUUUACCAAGAGGAACUAAGGUAAUGAGAGGCACAGGUUUGCAUUGCGCAAGAGUGUAUCAAAAACUCACUGAAAAUGUAUUUUGCAUAUGAGGGGGAAAACAUCUUUGCCGCAAAGAGAAGAACAAAUGAAGCUGACAAUAAAGCAUUUGCCUGAUGGUGGAAAGCUAAUGGGUUAAAUAAUCUUUCUAAAAGGUAAUUUGUAAUGAGAAUACUUUUUUAGGUAAAGGAGCUAUUAGAUUGCUACUCCAUUGAAAGCUUUAGCUGCUUCCUUUUUAAGACACAUUGUACAUGGUUUUUUUAAGUUGUUGCUUUGAGGAAAUUAAACUUACUACAGGCCCUGACUAGGUAACUUCUCUGAUUUCUCAAAUAUUUCUCUGGGAAACUUUUUCCAUGGUGCAGGAGCUUAAGAGUAGCAUUGUCUUCUCGCCUUAAUUCAUAGAAUUUCUGUAAUAAGAACCUCAGGGAAUACAUUUUGAUGGGAGAAAUUAGAAUAUAUGGCCUGUACUGUAUUGAUUGAAUUAUUUUAAUUGUUUUAAGCUAAUUCUUUAUCCUGGUUUCCUUCUACUCAGAUGGGUCUUUGUAUGUCUAACUGCCUCCUACUUAAUCACCGUGCAGUGCAUUGUGCAGUACAAAUAGCUGACUCAGCUCUUGAUUCUUUAUCUAUUUGUACUUUAGUUCUGUCCUUGAAUAUUGACUGGAAAGUCUCUGUUCUCAGAAAUUCUCUUUUAUUUUUAUUUCUUGAGCUUUUCAUUUGUAUCACUUUUUCUCUUCAUGGCUUCCAGUCAAGCCACAGGGUUUUAGGAGAGGUGUUGAUGACAGUCAACACUUGUGUCUGUGGAUUACAAUUUACCAGAUUUUGGUUUUGCUCCAAGUACUGAGCACAGCACAGUAACAACCAAGACAUUUCAAGAUUUUAAUAGGAAUGGGUACCUUACUAAGAAUAAAAGGAUACAUCCUUGGAAAGGAACUGCUAAAACUUUGAUGUGGAAUAGCCUAAACAAAAAUCAGGUAUACAUCAAGAGUAAGGGGCAAGAUAAAAGGAAUUCUGCUUUAAGCAACUUAAUUCUAUGGAAAGCAUCACUGUUGGAAUAAGUAAAGCUAAAGUUUCUCCUGAAUCCUAGAAUUCAAACCAUAUUUGUAAAUUUUUAAUUCAGCUACCACUUGGUCUAAAUAGUCUUGUUGGGCUAAGCCUGGGAAAUGUUGUCAAUUUUUACUAUUUUCUACAGAGAAAGUAUUUUCCAAUUUAUGUAUCAACUCAAUUAACUUUUAAAAUAUAACCCAUUUUUAUGUUGGGGCUAUAUGUGCAGCCAUUUUAUUUACAGUUGUACAUAAAAUGUUUUUACUGUAAAACUGAGUUAAUGUAUAAAAUAAUGCUCUAUGCCAUA
This is a messenger RNA of Condylura cristata (star-nosed mole), 4576 nucleotides long. RefSeq names its product DEAD (Asp-Glu-Ala-Asp) box helicase 21 (gene DDX21). The coding region runs from base 77 to 2419 and encodes 780 amino acids. Gene Ontology annotation, molecular function: RNA binding; ATP binding; RNA helicase activity. NCBI's taxonomy places the organism in Eukaryota, Metazoa, Chordata, Mammalia, Eulipotyphla, Talpidae. The transcript is spliced from 15 exons. The record is from RefSeq and is a predicted model, not a curated record.